Messenger RNA from Eucalyptus grandis, 654 nucleotides. Its product is annotated as heavy metal-associated isoprenylated plant protein 35. The transcript has 3 exons. Gene Ontology annotation, molecular function: metal ion binding. Lineage: Eukaryota; Viridiplantae; Streptophyta; Magnoliopsida; Myrtales; Myrtaceae. The coding region runs from base 86 to 574 and encodes 162 amino acids. The record is from RefSeq and is a predicted model, not a curated record.
CCAAAGGUUUGGAAUAUCUGCAAGUUCUCAUUUAUACUAACUCACAACACACCUCAAACAUCUCCUCUCAGCCCUACCUAGAAAAAUGAGGGGUUUCAUGUGCCAGUCUGUGGAAGUAACUUCAGGAUGCACAAUUCCUGAUCCCCGGUCGGUCAUUGUUCCUAGGAGAGUUCCAGAUCGAGCUCUGGCGGAUUCUACUGGUCUUUUAAACAAAGGCAGGUACUCAAGACUCGUUGAGGCUCAGGGUAUUGGUGCAGCCACAAGCAAGAGUAGGUCAGUUCUGGUGCAUACUGAUAACAGAGGACAAAACCAGACUGCUUCAAAAGCCAUACAGCAACUGUCUUCCCUGGAUUCCUCAGAUAACGUAUUCCAGGUUGUUGUUAUGAGGGUGUCGCUUCAUUGUCAAGGCUGUGCUGGCAAAGUAAAGAAGCACCUGUCCAAGAUGGAAGGAGUAACUUCCUUCAGCAUAGAUCUGGAGUCAAAGAGAGUGACUGUGAGGGGACAUGUAUCCCCAGUUGGAGUCCUGGAGAGCAUCUCAAAGGUGAAGAGAGCUGAGUUUUGGUCUCCUCCUUGAAGAAUUGAAGAAACUGUCUUCUUUAACCUUCCUCUAGGAACUGUUUCAACCUGGUGGUCCAUCCAUUAAGAUAAGAGAAA